ACCAUCUAUAAUUCUAGUCAUAAAAGUAGAGAAACCAAAGAGGCGAUUUUGACUCCGGGGAUUACUUACUACGAUUACAGUAACCGGACAAUUUCGAGGAAGUUGAAAGGAAAUGGAGUCCACCAAUGUCCAACCAGGGCCAAACCUCAAGCCACCUAUAAACAAAACCUCACUCAAUCAUUCAGUUCAACAAUGGCCACGCCGACGCCGACGCCGACGCCUUCUUCAUUAACACCCGUUCCGGCUCAACUACCAGAAGUUCUCAUAGCCGAGAUUCUAAAGCGGCUCCCAGUUAAAACCCUUGUUCAAUUCAAAUGCGUAUGCAAGUCAUGGCACAAACUAUUAACCGACCCAAUCUUCACAAACACGCACCUUCAUUUCACCACUCCCACUCGCAUCAUCCUCUCCCGUUACUUCAAAUCCUUCUUAUCAUUACCUCUCCACCCUAACCCUAACCCUAACCCUAACCCUAACCCUAACCCCAUAGAACUUCCUCUUUCUCUCAACGAUGCCCACACUUACUACGUCAAAGGUCAUUGCAACGGUUUACUCUUACUCAUCAUCAGCGACGGCACUAUCAUCCUCUGGAACCCUACCAUCGCACGCUACAGAACACUCCCCACUCCUUCUAAUUUUAAGGAAACAAGAGAAGUUCUUGGAUUCGGUUACGACUCUUCAACCAACGAUUACAAAAUCGUUAGAGCUCCUUCCUCUUAUUGCAAACUCAUGCUUAAAGAUUACAAUCCUCAAAUCGAAGUUCUCUCUUUGAAUUCCAAUUCGUGGAGGAAAUUGCCGGAAGCCGAAACUCCUCCUUAUUUCAUCGAACACUCUCAGCAAUCGUUCUAUCUAAACGGUGCCGUUUAUUGGCUUACACUUGACGAUUUCUGUACUCUUAUUUUGCGUUUUGAUUUAGCUAAAGAGAGUUUCGCACGUGUGCCGCCGCCGCGGGAUGAUAUCGGAAGAAACAUGUCGUGGAUUGGUGUUAUCAACGAUUCGCUCUGCGUGCUUCACUCUCAUCAGAGAAGCUACUUUGAUAUAUGGGCAACACGUGAUGAUUUCAAUUGGGAAAAAAUGAUCACUGUUUUCAAAACUGUUGAUCCUGAACCUUGUUUUAGUUAUCUCGAUUAUGCACCUUUGUGUUUCGUUGAGACUGGGGAGCUUCUCAUGAGUAUUCGGCGGAAGGGAUUGAUUGCUUAUGAUCCGAACGAACAAUGCUGUAGAAUAAUUGCUUUGCUUGAAGAUGCACGUUGGUUGCAAGAAACUGUUUACACAGAUAGUUUCGUUUUUCCAGAAGAACCCUCGGAGGUCGAUCAAACAGGUUCUUCUUCGGGUGCUUUAACUCGUGUUAUCUCGCAGAUGUUGCUUGGAUUUUCAAAUGCUUUUAUGAGUCGUUUCGCUUAUCGUGCUGAUUCUAGUUAGGGGUAGUGAAUAGUGAUGGUAAUUGAUUGGAAUAAGAAGAACACACUCUGUGAGAUGAUGAUACACUAUACUAGUACUAGUUAAUAGUAUAAGCUUUACUAGUGUUUUUUGACUAGCUACUACACUAGUUAAUAGGAUUGUAGAUGAGGCUUGAACAUGUUUCUAAAUGUUUUUAAUUGCUUCAAGUAUAUUGAAUUUUCCAUUUGCUAUUCUGGUUUUUUAGUUUUGUUCAAUUAAGUUUUUGUAAACUUCAUUUGCAUUCUAAAUUGUUGGUCCGUUAGUUUUUUCAUUUCAUUUCAACUUACGUGUUGGGCAUCUUACUAGGAGAUCUAAAGCAUUUAUGGCAUUCUUCAGAUGAUGUGAUCUAAUGGAAACUUAUUUUGUUGAUAAGAAUUUCCAUGUGUGAUCUCGAUUUAGCAAAUCAUAGUCCUUCGCCUUUUCAAGCCUCAUAUGUGAGUCUGUUUAGGCAAUUGUGUCUGAGAGCGCGAAUAUAGCACAGUCACUAAUUGAGAUAUUAUUUCAAGAGUUUGCGGAGAGUGAGAAGAGUGUGGCGAAAGAUAGGCUAGCACAAGGUUAUUAGAAGGCCAAGCAUAUUUGAUAGUUGUAAGAAAUAUUUUAAGAUUAUAUUGAGGUAAAAAUACGUAUGGUCUAGGGUCUAUAUACUUAAUUAACAGAGUGUAAGAACUUGAUUGGUGUUCCUCCCGCUCCCUUGUUUCCUAUUGUUUGGAUUGAUACAGUGCAAUUACGCAAAGAUUAUUAUAACAUAGUACAUUGCAAAUCACAUUGGUGAAUGCAUGAAUGUGUCAACACAAAGUAGAAAAGAGGGUCAUCUAGCUAGCUUAGAAGUUAGAAAAAGAGUAAAUCCUAAAUUUCUUCCCUGAAAUUGUAAAACCGUAUUAAUUUAGUCCUUCAUGUUAUCAAUAUUUCCAAAUGAUACAUAAAAUUGUAAAAUGUUAAUAUUUCCAAAUGAUACAUAAAAUUGUAAAAUGUUAAUCAAAUUUGUCCACGUGUCUGGAUCUCUUAUCAAAUGCAUUCUUGACACUAUUCACUUAAUUUUGAAUGCACCCGCAGUCACUUAAUUUUGGAAUAUUGUUAAUACAGAGGACUAGAUUGAUACAGUUUUACAAUUUCUACUAAAAUGUACCAUGCAACAAGAAAAACAAGCUGCCUCCUAGCAUGUAAUUGUAAACCAAAAGCUUCCCAUCUUUGGAAUAAUAAUAAGCUCUAAGUGGCAUGACAAUAGGGUGGCGUCCAAUUCUCCCAACAAUAUCCAACAGUUGCUCAAACUCCUCCUUUUCUGCCUCAACUUCCUUCAGCCACGGUACCAGAUGCUGUUCCCCUCGUUCUAAUACUACCACAAGAAAUUUCACGUUGGUUUAGGUUGAUAAAAUGGAGCAACAACAGAACCUUAGAAGUAGCAAUAAGGUGAAGAGAAAGAAGAAAUUAAUGAAAUUUUGUAGAUGUCCAUGUCGUGCGGUAUCAUGCGUGUUUAAAGGUAUUGGGAGAUGCGUGUUUGUCACUUGUUACCCUGUUGUGCAAUGUUUUGGUUUGGAUGAACACAGACAUAGCCACCACCAAAAACACUUUGAUUGGUGAACGCAAGCUUUAUUAUUAUUUUAGGGAAUCAAUAGUUAUAAUCAUUGCAUAGAAUUCAUUUCUUUGAGAAGAUUUUUUGAUGGCUGAAAUGGACGAAUAAAAUGGUUCUCAAUUUUGUUCUUUGA
Cicer arietinum (chickpea) is the source of this 3140-nucleotide messenger RNA. RefSeq names its product putative F-box protein At3g16210. Gene Ontology annotation, molecular function: protein binding. The record is from RefSeq and is a predicted model, not a curated record. Lineage: Eukaryota; Viridiplantae; Streptophyta; Magnoliopsida; Fabales; Fabaceae.